AUGGGGCUGUCAACUCAUGAAUGUGAAGAUAGUGAAGAAUGUAACGUUGUAACACUUGGUAUCGGAAAUGAUACGAUAGUUGAAGAGAUGCUCUUUAAAAGAAUAUCAAAAAAAUGUAAUUUUUUCGGAGCGGAUCCUGUCGCAGUAGUAAACAAACAGUUAUAUCAACGUUUCGGAAAAUUCUUCAAAAUAGCUGUUGGAGCAACUAAUGGCGUAAAGAAUGCUACCGUGUAUAUUAAAGACAAUAACGUCUGGAAAUAUCAGUCUGUGCCUGUCCAACAUUUUGAUUUAUUAAGGUUUCUGAAAAAGUGUGUCAAAGUAAAAACUGUGAUUGACUACCUGUUGAUGGAUGUCGAGGGAACAGAGUACGAUAUGCUUCCAUAUUUCUUGCCGGAUGGAGCCUUGGAUAUGAACGGCAUUAUAGUGUGCCAGUGGACUUGUGAAUUUCAUAAACCAGACAAAAAACAAGUGGAAAAAUUUGGCCGCUUUAUGUUAGAGAAUCUACAAUUUGGAAAGUACUUGCCAUUCCGAUUAGAACAGGACACAAGACAUGUGGUUAUUCGAUCUACAUUUUUGAACACAGUUGACAAGGUCUGUCUGGAAAGGUAUUUUGAAAACUGUGCUCAGCGACCACAUGAAAAAUAG
Enterobius vermicularis (human pinworm) is the source of this 645-nucleotide messenger RNA. Lineage: Eukaryota; Metazoa; Nematoda; Chromadorea; Rhabditida; Oxyuridae. The record is from the annotation of a GenBank genome assembly.